UCGCCUUUUGCCGUCUGCGGAACAUCAAGGUCCAGGUAGUCAUCCGGCACCUGUCCUCCCACCCCAGCGUCCCGCCGCGCCCGCCCCCCUUUCGAGUUGGGUCUCUGCGACAGGCUCACAUGCAAGCAUGUGUUUCGGCAGCAGAAAGACAGACGAGGCUGGCCUCGCCCGGUCGCGAGAGCUCGACAAGCAGAUUCGACAAGAUGAGAAGCGCCUGGCUAAGGAGGUCAAGCUCCUCCUGCUUGGUGCUGGCGAGUCGGGCAAGUCGACCAUCCUCAAGCAGAUGAAGUUGAUUUACGCCACCGGUUUCAGCAAGAACGAAAAGCUCGAAUGGAAGCCCGUCGUGUUCAACAAUAUUAUUCAGUCAAUGCGCCAGAUCUUUGAUGCUAUGGCCGACUAUGGGCUCGAGUUUGAGAACAAAGAUAAUGAGAAAAACCAAGCUCUUAUUCUUGUAGACAACGAAAUCUCUCCGAAUGAGCCUUUGCCCCCGGACUAUCUUGAUCCCAUCAAAAGCCUAUGGGCUGAUGAGGGUGUUCAAAAAGCUAUUCUGAAAGGAAACGAAUUUGCCCUCCACGACAACCUUGCAUACUUCUGCGAAGAUGUUGACCGGUUAUGGCAAAAGGGUUACGUUCCCUCGGACCAGGAUCUUCUUCGCUCACGGCUGCGGACAACGGGCAUCACCGAGACUGUGUUCGACCUCGGGCAGCUCACCUACCGCAUGUUCGACGUCGGUGGCCAACGUUCCGAACGGAAGAAGUGGAUACACUGUUUCGAAAAUGUCAACUGUCUCAUGUUCUUGGUGGCCAUCAGUGGUUACGACCAAUGUCUUGUUGAAGACAAGGACGGCAACCAAAUGAACGAGGCCCUUAUGCUCUGGGAGUCGAUAGCAAACUCACAUUGGUUCACCAAGUCGGCUCUUAUCCUCUUCCUCAACAAGAUGGAUCUCUUCAAAGAGAAGCUAGCGUCGAGUCCAAUUACAUCACACGGCUUUGUAGACUACCAGGGCCCGGCGGAGGACUGGAAGCAGGCCAGCAAAUACUUCAUGGACAAGUUCCGCGCCCUCAACCGGAAUCCAGAGAAGGAGAUCUACGGUCACUUCACCAACGCCACCGACACAAACUUGCUCAAGAUUACGAUGGGUUCUGUGCAAGACAUGAUUAUCCAGCGCAACUUGAAGCAGCUGAUACUGUGAGUCACCUACUUUAGAGCUCUGACGUGCAAACAGAGGCGCGUCACCGACUUUAUCGUGGUUGCAAGCGCAAUCCCUUGGCAGCAAGGCAGCUUAGGACAGAGACCACGCCAUCUCCCGAGGCGUUCCCAAACACGGAGUCGUGGGUCGGGGUGAUCACGAAAGAAAGAGA
Molecule: messenger RNA, 1361 nt
Organism: Microdochium trichocladiopsis
Lineage: Eukaryota; Fungi; Ascomycota; Sordariomycetes; Xylariales; Microdochiaceae
Product: G protein alpha subunit
Exons: 5
Coding region: 128-1192 (354 amino acids)
Biological process (GO): G protein-coupled receptor signaling pathway
Cellular component (GO): heterotrimeric G-protein complex
Molecular function (GO): GTPase activity; G-protein beta/gamma-subunit complex binding; G protein-coupled receptor binding
Source: RefSeq, a predicted model, not a curated record